This is a messenger RNA of Aplysia californica (California sea hare), 1845 nucleotides long. RefSeq names its product protein canopy 4. Gene Ontology annotation, molecular function: signaling receptor binding. NCBI's taxonomy places the organism in Eukaryota, Metazoa, Mollusca, Gastropoda, Aplysiida, Aplysiidae. Bases 336 to 1151 code for a protein of 271 amino acids. The transcript is spliced from 7 exons. Gene Ontology annotation, cellular component: endomembrane system. The record is from RefSeq and is a predicted model, not a curated record.
GAAAACCCAUUCCCGCACAUGGCAACUUCCCAGUUCCCAGAUCCGCUGCUAGCCGACUUACUCUUUGACUUUGACACCACUGAAAAUUUUAGAUUCUACUUAUCAGUUUAACUCUGCUUUAGAUCCAGAUAUAGAUCUAGAUCUAGAUCUAUUCUGAGCAACCUGAUCAGUGAUGAGGCGUUCAUAGAAAAAUUAACUACUACGGUUUGUGAUAAGCUGAUGUUGUACCAAGUCUUGAGACGUAUUUAUAAGUUGGAAUAGAAGAGUCAGUGUGAGCCUGGACUUGACUCUUCGUAAACCUCGUUCCAACUUCAGACAUUUCAGUUUAUAAAACUAUGAGGAGUCAAACGAACUACAUUCAAUUGGCAUUUAUUGCUUUCCUGCUUUCAUGUUUUGUGGUUAGCCUAACACAUGCAAGCAAUGAGGUUGGAGAAUCUGGAGAUGACCAUGCUGACCCACACAGAGAACCAUCCUUAUGUGAAGUUUGUAAGUAUCUGACUAAUGAACUGAGGGAGAGGUUAGAUGAGACAGGGAAAACCCAUGAAGUCUUGGAAACAGGUUAUAGAAUUGACCAGAAGAAAAAAAGGAAGGAAUAUAAGAAAUCAGAGCUAAGACUGAUAGAAGCAGUGAAUGAUCCUCACAUAUGUGAAAAGAUUUUAGAAUACAACAUCCAUGCUGAGAGGAAAGGUAGCCUGCGUUUUGCCAAAGGAAGAAGUGAAACUAUGAGCACACUUCAUAAUCUCAAAGACAAGGGUGUCAAAGUGGAACUGGGCAUUCCGUAUGAGCUGUGGGACACACCUUCAGCUGGUGUAGCAGACAUGCAAAGAAAGUGCUAUAAAAUUGUGGAAGAGUUUGAAGAGGACAUUGAAGACUGGUAUUACAAUUAUCAAGACAUGGACCUCACAAAUUUCCUGUGCAAAGACAAAGUCCUCAAGAGUAAUGAUCAAGAAUGUCUUGCUGAGGUAUGGACUGGAAAAGAAAAAGUAGCUGGAGCCAGUACAGAGGAAAAAGGUGAAACUGAAGUGGAAAAACCACCAAAGAAGAAAAGUAAAAAAACCAAGAAAGCCAAAAAUAAAAGCAAAGGUGAUGAGGGCACUGAAGAUGCAACAAGCACAAAGGGAACAGAUGAGACAAAACGAGAUGAACUGUGAUCAGUCUGCCAAGUUAUAAAUUUUUCUGCCUUCCAAUAAUUGUUACUUUUCUGAAUGUUGACUGUUGUACCAAAAUAAUUGAAAUUUUUAACUUAUGCUCUGGUUUUGUCUAUGAAACUCGGUGUGUUCCUGUGUCUCUGCCUCCAGCCAUUUUUCCUGUCAGGUUUGUACUCCGGAUAUAUCUGUGCCGUGCUGUAGAAAUUGAGAGAUACCAGGUAUCUGAAAAAAAGAGGACCCAUUCAAAAGGCAAUAACUCCAUUAUCUCAGGACCAAUUAUAUCAACAAAACUUGGAACAAAUAGAAUUCAAUCAAGGGGUGUCAAAUUGCUUGACAUGAAGAAAAUCAAAAUUCAUGUUCAAGAAAUAUUAGGUUUUUAAAAUUUCAACCAAAUUUGACUGAAUUAGAAAACUUUAUAACUUCUUAAAAAUUAACAAUAACGUGUAUUUGUGUAUAAAAGAACACAUUCAUAUAACAUUGACAUUGUCCUAUAAACUCAGGGAAAACGGUAGCUAUUUAAACUGUAUGCUCCAGGUGUUGACCGUUUCCCUCCGACAAGCUAAAAAGAUGCUGCUGGAAAUUUUGAAAAAACCAAGUGGUAUGUUUCUGUGUUCUCUUUGGGCCUCCUGUUCAAUGUUGAAUUUCAACCUUUCAAUUGUUUGUGGGUUGUUUUGGUAAACUUUGUCUGUCAAAAAAA